UGUAUGCAAAGGCAUCCCUGUCACUGGCUGUGACAUUCAAGCAGCAUCGUGGGUACAGAAAUCGAUCAUGUCCAGCAAAUACGAGCAUUUCGAGAACAAAGUGGAAGAACAACUCAGAUCAACAACUGACGACCACCCCCUCGGCGAGAAAGGAGGAUGGCACGCUUCAGUCGCAGAUGCCCAUCUAGCCAACAUCAAUGAGCACGAGACAACAGUCCGCAAGGCACUUCGAGCAUAUCCCUAUGCUGCAAUAUGGUCAGUCGUGGUGUCCAUGUCCAUCAUCAUGGAAGGAUACGAUACAAGCCUCGUUGGUAAUUUUUACGGCUACCCGGAAUUCGCAAAACAGUUUGGCUCGUAUGACAAGGCCACGGAUAGUUAUCAAGUGGCUGGGCAAUGGCAGCAGGCUCUUGGAUCUAGUCCGACUGCUAGUGCGCUAGUCAGUGCUACGCUGAAUGGAUAUCUCCUACAGCGGUUCGAGUUUCGAAGUGUCUUUAUGGGCGGACUUGUGUGCAUGAAUGCUUUUAUUUUUAUCUGUUUCUUUGGGACAACGGUGGAACUGCAGAUUGCAGGGCAAUUCUUGUGUGGCCCAAUGGCCUUCCGCCCCUACCUCACAGCCUACACCAACAUGCGCCUCGCUAUAGGCCAAUUCAUCAUUGCCGGCGUGCUGCAAAGUCUGCUCGGACGUCCAGACCAAUGGUCCUACCGGAUCCCGUACGCUAUACAAUGGCUUUGGCCCGCCCCCUUGAUGGUUGCAGCAUUCUUCAUGCCCGAAUCACCAUGGUGGCUUGUCCGACAUAACCGCUACGAAGAAGCCGAACAUAGCGGCAAACGUUUAAUGGCGCGUGCCGAGAAACCUAACGCUAGAAAGGUUGUAGCCAUGAUGAUCCAUACGAACAUGAUUGAGAAAGAGAUUACAGCCGGCCAUUCCUACUGGGAUUGCUUCCGCGGCACUGAUCUGCGUCGAACGGAGAUUGCAUGUGUCAUUUUCGCUGGUCAGGUUUUGGCUGGAACUUCCUUCGCGUUUAGCGGCACUUAUUUCUUCGAACAAGCUGGUCUGAAUAACGACGAUGCCUAUAAGCUUGGCUUGGGAGAAACUGCUAUUGCCUUUGUCGGCACCCUAAUCUCCUGGGUCCUCAUGAGGAUCGCCGGCCGUCGAACAAUCUACCUAUGGGGUAUGGCAGGAAUGUGCGCUUGUCUCAUAAUAAUCGGCUUCCUGACUCUGGCCCACGGUAACGCCGGCAUAAAAUGGGCCCAAUCCGUUCUAUGCGUCAUCUGGCUCUUCUUCUUUUCUCUUUCCGCCGGUCCUAUUGGAUGGGAUAUCCCAGCGGAAGUCUCCAGCACUCGCCUCCGGUCCAAAACCAUCUGUCUAGCCCGAAACUCGUAUUACAUCACUCAAAUCGUGGGCAACGUCGUUGAGCCGUAUAUGUUGAAUUCGAUUGAAUGGAACUGGAGAGGAAAGACGGGAUUCUUUUGGUUUGGUACUGCUUUUCUAACUUUUGUUUGGGCCUGUUUUCGUCUGCCAGAGACCAAGGGUCGGACUUAUGAAGAGUUGGACUUGAUGUUUGCUGCGAAGGUGCCGACGAGGAAGUUUAGGAAGUUUCAGGUGGAUGCGUAUGAUGAGAAUGUCAAUAUCAUCGAUCGGGUUAAAGAGACGCAGUAAAGGAUUUCAACUUGGGGACAGCCUGGGUACCUGGGUACUGGGUACCUGAAGCAGAAAUUUUAUCGAUAUUAGUCCGCGAGAUGCUGACUCAAGCGUUGUUGUCGAUAGAAAUAGCAAAUUACCAAUGGAGAAGUGACGUCCUUACUUCCAAAGAUGUUGGUAUUAGGUUCAAAACGCUCGAUACCCGUGGACGGUGCUCCGUGGCUGAAGCAAUCGUAAG
This is a messenger RNA of Talaromyces stipitatus ATCC 10500, 1880 nucleotides long. RefSeq names its product sugar transporter, putative. The record is from RefSeq and is a predicted model, not a curated record. Gene Ontology annotation, molecular function: carbohydrate:proton symporter activity. The coding region runs from base 68 to 1660 and encodes 530 amino acids. Gene Ontology annotation, biological process: transmembrane transport; carbohydrate transport. Gene Ontology annotation, cellular component: membrane. The transcript is spliced from 2 exons. Lineage: Eukaryota; Fungi; Ascomycota; Eurotiomycetes; Eurotiales; Trichocomaceae.